ACAAAGUCUGCAGCGUGGUUUCCACACUUCCUAAAGUUUGUUCAUUUUACUCCCAUGGAUACCUAAUUCCAUUUCUCUCUAUCUCUCUAGGUCAAAUAUGUCAGCUUCUCGAUUGAUUUCAAUCUUCGGAGUUUCAAUCAUCCGUAACCAUGUCUUCUCAUCGCCACCACUCCCUCCAAUCCAAUUCCGCAGACCCUUAUCUUAUCCCAUACUUACUUUCCGCGGUUAUUCUUCAGCUUCUUCCACUUCAACUGAUACCAAUGAUAAUACUGAGGGAAUUUCAUCCUUGUCACAUCCAUGGCCCGAAUGGGUUGCCUUUGUUGACCGCCUGAAGGCCAAAGGGUAUUUGUCUGGGACGCCUAAUCCUGUACAGGAGGAAAUCGAUGAAGAUGUUGAAGCUGGAGGUAUUUCGAACCGUGAUGGGAAUGUUUAUGUCAAUAUGCAUGUCUUGAAGCACGCUUGUAUGAAUUUUGCUAGAGAUCGAUUUGACAUUUUCAAGUCGUUGCCCCGGGAAGAUAUUCAGACACUUCUAGAGGUUGGAUGUCCUAAUCUUUUAAGAAAAGCUGUUAAUUCAGCUAAAAGGUUGAGAGCAUAUGUGCAACUUGAUGAAGGAGAUGUAUGUGGUGCUUGCAAUUUGCGAGGAUCGUGUGAUAGAGCCUACACAGUUAUAGAAGAGUCUGAAGGAUCAGCCCGCACAGUGGAUCUUGUACGUAUUUUGUUGUUUUAUGCAUUGGACAAACUUGUCAUUUCUGAUGGGGAACAACAGCCCCCUGGAAGGGCUCUAGUUGAAUCUUCUGCACGAAAUUUGCUUGAGAACAUGAUUACUCUGAGUGAGACACCCAUUGACCCAACAAUUACAAAACCUUCUUUACAAGCUCCCCGUAAGAAGGAGAAUAUUGGACAGGACAAACUCUCUGCUGAUGUUGAAAUGAAGAGAGGAGAUUGGAUGUGUCCAAAAUGCAACUUUCUGAACUUUGCGAGGAAUGUACGAUGCCUUAAAUGCCAUGAAGAUGGACCGAAGCAAGUUAGUGUUGUGGAUGGGUUUGAAAUGAAGAAAGGAGAUUGGAUGUGUUCUGAAUGCGAUUUCGUAAACUUCGCCAGAAAUAUAAAGUGCCUGAAAUGCAGAGCACCGGGUCCUAUAAAGGUUGACCACCCAAAAGAUGUUGAAAUGAAGAAGGGUGACUGGAAUUGCCUAGAGUGUGGGUUCAUGAACUUUGCUAGCAACAGAAAAUGUUUGCGAUGUCGAGGGUCACGCCCGAAGAGACAACUCAAUCCUGGAGAGUGGGAAUGUCCAUCAUGUGAUUUCUUGAAUUACAAAAGGAACACUGUCUGCCUUAAAUGCAAUUGCGAACCCCCCAAAAGUGAUCCUACUCACUAUGAAGAGCAGUUGUGGGUUCGUCCUAAUUAAAGGGUAUAUCUUUUCUAGUAGUACACUACCUACUUCUUUUGUUUUGCAAACAUAUAAAUAAUACCCGUAAUCACGUGUCAUUCAGAUAUGUACUGGAAGUUGUCGAAAGAAAAUCCAAAUUUUCUAGUUUUGGUUUUUCGGUAUGGGAUCAAUUGCUUCUACCUGCGUGUUAGAAAUUCAAUUUUGUUAGAGAUUAUGGACCAUUUCCAAUUUGCAAAUCUUGUGUAUUGGAAAUUAUUCUUGUAAUAGAGGUAUGUGUAGUAAUAGUUGUGUAAGGACUUGUCAUCUGUAACUUUUCAGUUAACAAUGGGCAUAUUUUGAAAUUGGUUUUUUGAAUAAUGAUUAGAAUAUUUAUAAA
This is a messenger RNA of Impatiens glandulifera, 1766 nucleotides long. RefSeq names its product zinc finger protein VAR3, chloroplastic-like. Gene Ontology annotation, cellular component: cytoplasm. Gene Ontology annotation, molecular function: mRNA binding. The record is from RefSeq and is a predicted model, not a curated record. The coding region runs from base 98 to 1408 and encodes 436 amino acids. The transcript is spliced from 7 exons. Lineage: Eukaryota; Viridiplantae; Streptophyta; Magnoliopsida; Ericales; Balsaminaceae.